AUGAUGUUCGAUUUGGAUGAAGAGAUUGAUCCGUUGGAAACACCACAAACCGAUAACAAUCCCUUCAGAUUUUCUCCCGAUCUCAUCGAGAAGCACGAGAAGCGCUUGCUUGCUGAAAUGGACUUUAUACACGAGCAAUCACCGACCACUUUUCAACGAUCUCUCUGUUUAAACGCAACUUCAACCCUCGAGGUGCACAUCUCGGAUGACGAGGAAUCACCAACAGCCGAAUUGCAACGGAAACUUUGCCUUUGCGCGAGUUUAAACCCGGAAUUUAGCCAAGAAGCCGCUCAACGCUCACGCAAACAAUCGUACACAUCUUUCCCCUAUCACGAUCAUCAGAUCACCGACGAUUACAAAGUAUCAGCUGAGAUUAUUGGAAUUGGUGAAUCGGGUAAAGUGAUGGCUUGUUACAAUAAAACGACUGGAGAGAAGUAUGCGUUGAAAGUGUUAAGAGAUUCGCCGAAAGCUCGACGAGAAGUCGAGUUGCACUACUUGACAUCAAAUCAUGAAAACGUUGUCACUAUUCAUGACAUUUACGAGAAUACAUUUGACGGCGUGAAAUGUUUGCUGAUGGUUGUUGAAUUUUUGGAAGGCGGUGAUCUUCUAUCGCAAUUUGAAGGACAAGGCAGUGUACCGUACACGGAAAAGAAAGUCGGCGAAAUCAUUCGGCAAAUCGGCGCCGCCGUGCAAUUCCUCCACGACAUGAACAUCGCUCAUCGGGACAUCAAAUUGGAGAACAUUCUUUGCAGCUCAAAAGGCGACGAUUGUGUGUAUAAAUUGGGCGACUACGGCUUCGCGAAACGUCCCGAGCGAAACGUGCUAAUGGAGAGCCCGUGCUGUACACCGUAUUAUGCCCCACCAGAAGUGCUCGGUCGAGAGCGUUACGAUCGCUCGUGUGACAUGUGGUCGCUCGGCGUCGCCAUGUACAUAUUACUGUGCGGCUAUCCUCCCUUCUAUUCGAUGGCCGGUUUGGCCUUGUCGCCGGGGAUGAGAGCCCGAAUCGCGAAGGGAUACUACGCCUUUCCACACGAGGAGUGGGAUCCCGUUUCGGAUUCGACUAAAAACAUCAUCCGAAACUUGUUGAAGACGAAUCCUUCGGAAAGGAUGACUAUUCAUCAGCUAAUGUUCGUCUCGUUGGUAACCGGCGAACCCGAUCGAACAACCCCAAUACCUAUCCCUGUGCCUGGCUCUGAAGAUGAACGAUCAUCAAGCGAUUCUUGCCAUGAUGAGAACAUGGAUGAGACCCGAGCCAUCCCAGAGAUCCCAAAAUCGGUUCGAUUCUUGCGAGACGGUGUCAAACCUCCAAGAUUGCACAGUAUUCAGGAAGAGGUCGGUCGUGCGUUGGAGCUGAUGCGAAUGGGGCAUGAUUCGGUUUAUGUGAAACCACCGAAGCUCGCUUGCACCUCGUUGCUGGCUCGACGACGCAGCCAUUUCAGUAUUCCACAAGUUCAACUCAACUAU
Messenger RNA from Mesorhabditis belari, 1464 nucleotides. The record is from the annotation of a GenBank genome assembly. Lineage: Eukaryota; Metazoa; Nematoda; Chromadorea; Rhabditida; Rhabditidae.